Messenger RNA from Rubroshorea leprosula, 654 nucleotides. NCBI's taxonomy places the organism in Eukaryota, Viridiplantae, Streptophyta, Magnoliopsida, Malvales, Dipterocarpaceae. The record is from the annotation of a GenBank genome assembly.
CUUCUCUGCAAUUAUUGGCGAUCAAAUCAAAUCUGUCUCAAAUUCUUAACAGUUAUGGCUGCCUCUGGACGUUUCCCCAUCUUUACCUACGGUACACUGAAACAGGGCUACGCCAACCAUUACCUGAUGCAAGAUCUGAUCAGUUCAGGCGACGCUGUUCUUCUGGGUACUCGCCUGACCCAUCAUCCUUACCCGCUGGUUGUAGGUCCGUAUGGGAUCCCCUACCUCAUCAACCUUCCGGAGCAGGGCCACCGAGUAAGGGGCGAACUCUACGAGGUGUCGAAGCAGGGACUCGCCCGAUUGGACGAAUUGGAGGGCAUUGCGAUUGGACACUACGAGAGGUUAUCUGUUCAAGUGUACGAAGAGAAAAGCGGAGGCUUGGCGGAGGCGGAGGCAUACUUUGCGCAUAGGAAUUUCGGGGAGAAGAUGUGGGAGAAGAAAGGCAGGGUGGGGUUGGCCGAGUAUGGAGAAACUGAGGGGGAGGAGUACGUUCGAAAACGGAAUAGGCCUCCAGGGACAAGUUUUCUUGAUGAUAUUAGAUCUUUUGUUAAUUAAGACAUAAUCCAUUGAAUUUCUAAUGUUCCCAUUCAAAAAAUAUUUGCCAGACUUUUGGUUGUAAUCUCGUUUCAAUAAAAAUAAAAUAUUUUAAGUUAA